AAAAUGGGUGUACUCGAAAACCUAUGGGACGACGUUGUUGCUGGUCCUCGACCUGAAGCCGGUGGCCGUGGCCAUCUCCGGCGAAUCUCCACCGGGUUAACUAGCCUUAACAAUACCACAGAAAAUGUGGCCGGAUCGGUAUCUCUUCCGGCGAGUCCGGCUACGCCGGUGACACCAGGAUCCGGUCGGAAAACUGAUGUGUGGAGGAGUGUGUUUCAUCCGGCAAGUAAUGUGACCACAAGGGAGAUUGGUGCUAAUGUCUUUGACAAACCCUCUCAUCCUAAUUCUCCCACGGUUUAUGACUGGAUGUACAGCAACGAGAGCAGGAGCAAGCACCGUUGAAGCGUAACGUUAUCAACGAACCGUCAAAUUAAUAAUAAAUCAAGACUUCAUAUAGAAUGAAGUCGUCAGUUUUGAAAAUUCAAGAUGAUUAAUAUAUAACCAAUCGAGUUUGCCGUAUAAUUUAUGUUUUAAUAAAUAAAGGCACUUGAGUUUCUCAGUUGCCUUUUUAUCUCUUUUUUAUUUUAUUUUUCAACAUGUAAAUCAAAGUCACAUUAAGUGACUUCCCAAUCUUGUUUUUAAUAUUUUUUGCAAAGGUUUCAAAGACCAAAGGGGUUUCUUUGU
Molecule: messenger RNA, 624 nt
Organism: Capsella rubella
Lineage: Eukaryota; Viridiplantae; Streptophyta; Magnoliopsida; Brassicales; Brassicaceae
Product: dormancy-associated protein homolog 2
Exons: 3
Coding region: 4-342 (112 amino acids)
Source: RefSeq, a predicted model, not a curated record